This is a messenger RNA of Ixodes scapularis (black-legged tick), 585 nucleotides long. RefSeq lists its product as uncharacterized. The coding region runs from base 1 to 585 and encodes 194 amino acids. Lineage: Eukaryota; Metazoa; Arthropoda; Arachnida; Ixodida; Ixodidae. The transcript has 2 exons. The record is from RefSeq and is a predicted model, not a curated record.
AUGUGGAACGCAGAAAAAGGAUCGACCAUCUACAAGAGACAAGUGAGGGCAGUCAAGGUUUCGCUGCACAAGGUUCUAGGCCGCACUAGUCUGAAUUUCGAAGAACUGACAACUGUACUCACAGAGGUAGAAGCAGUAGUCAACUCCCGUCCGGUGACUUUCAUUUCCACCGAUGCAAACGAACGAGAGGCUCUCACUCCAGCACACUUUCUAAUGGGACACAAAUUGACCAACCUCCCCUCCCAUCAAAUUCCAGAAGAAGAUCAAGCAAGCCCUGAAAACUUGGCGCGAGGUUGGAAAUAUCGAAAUACCAUUAUAAAUCAAUUUUGGAGAAGAAGGGGAUCGGAAUAUUUGCUAGAACUGAGAUCAGCCCACAUCGCUAAACCCAACAAUUCAAAUUGUAUACAAACCGGUGACCUGGUCCCUCUCAAGGACAAUAGACUACCGCGACAUAUGUGCAAAAUCUGCAGGGUCAACGAGACAUUCCCAGAAAGGGACGGCAAGGUGCGGUCUUGCAGUAUAAUUACACCCAGUGGUCGUGAACUUUGCCAGCCGAUACAGUUAUUAUAUUCCCUGGAAUUGUAA